AUGAUGCUCGCACCCAGAAGAGAAGAUGAGCUCGCUCUGAGCAACGAGAGGAUGCGUAACCGCAUGUCUCGCUCCGUACCACGGCCACCCGCUCCUCUCUCCGCCGUUACCGAACGAACCGAACGAUCGUCAGAGGGUACUACCUCGGAAUCAGUGCCGAGCUUGCCUCGCAGGCUACCGCCCAUCAACCCCAGGAAGCCCAAUUUGAAAGAGAGGCUAGUACGCCGGCCGAGUUUCUCGGGCCAGGGCCGUCCUGCCCUCUCAGCACCGCCGAUGAGCUCCCGCCCUCCGCAGCCACCAAUGCCCCUCAUGCACAAACCACCUCACCGCCAGCAAGAUCCACCAAGGCGACCUGCGAAACCCCACCACCUGAGCUCCAGGCGAUCUGUUUCUUCAAUGGUCACGCACCACCCCGACGACGAUAAUUAUUCCAACCCGGAGACUGAAUCCGAAUACAGCUCCGGCCUCUCCAACCUCUCCGCUGAGACACAGGCCACCUCCGUCCUCUCAAGUGAAGCUCCGACAAUUAAGCCCGCUUACACCGAAAAGCGAAUUAUCCACAUAAAGCCCGGCACGCUCAAGAACAGCCCGCUGCACGCAAAACAGGGUAGUCGGAGCCGCGUAGCCAACACGCCAGCGCCACGCCGGACCAUCCACAUCGAAGUCGAGUCUGACAAGCAGCCAAAGUCUAAGACUCCGCCGCCCCCACCACCACCACAGCCGAAAUAUCGAGAGGCUAUCGAGCACUACAAGGAGGAAAUUGGAAGAUUGAAGCGGGAGGCGAGGGAGCUUCAAGAACGCCAGACCACCUCUGAGCGAGGGCUUGAGGAUGCUCUUGACAGACUGUCACUCGUGACCCUGGAACGGGAGGAGGUUCGCCGGUCUCACGAGGAAGGGAAGCGAUCUCGAGAGAGUCUCCGCCAGGAGAUUGAUGAACAAGUAAAGACUAUUCAUGGCCUCAAGGCUCGGUUAGAUGAUAGGGAGGAGACUUUAGAAACCCUCAAGGCUCGGUUGGAAGACAGGGAGCAGACACUAGACAGCCUGAACGUUCGAUUGGAGGACAAGGAGCAAGCCCUCGACGAUCUCAAGGCUCGGCUCGAAGACAUGCAAGACAGAGAGCAAACCCUCGAUGGCCUCAAGGCUCGACUCGACGACAGAAACCAGACCGUGGAGGACCUUAACGCGCGGCUUGAAGAUAGAGAGCAAGCCCUAGAUGAUCUUGAGGCCCGACUGGAGGACAGGGAACAGGCCCUCGAUGCCUUGAAGAGGAAGCUCGAUGGGAGGACCAAGUCCGUGGACGAGCUCAGGGCAGAAAUCGAGGAGCAGAAGAAGAACAUCGACCACCUUCAGGCAACCCUCGCAGGACAGGACAAGGCCGUUGAAGCUCUUGGCAUCGACAGGGAAAACGCCAUCAAGGACAGGGAACUCAUCCUCAAGGAGCGUGAGGACUUGGUCAAGGACUUCGAAGAGCUAAAGAAAGAGAAGGAAGAACUAUCCCAGGGCAAGGAAAAGAUCGUGCUGGAGAUGGAGGUCCUCGCCAACGAAAACGAAGAGCUUAGGACUGGGAAGAUUGAACUCGAGGUCAAGUGCGAGGAGCUGCAAAAGGAGAUCGACACCCGUCUUGCCGUCCGCACCGAGCAGGAGAAGAUGCUUAUUGAGCGCGUCGCCGCCCAGCAAAUUGUCAAUGAGAGCUUGGAUAGUCAAGUGGAUAGCCUCACUUCCGAGGUUGUGACAGCCGAGGGUGAGAUUGCUCGCUUAAAGGAGGCUGCUGCUGCUCUCGAAGAACAACUUGAAAAGGAAUCUGCUCGUGUCAAAGCCCUCGAAGAAGAGAAGGGCACUCUGCAAGAGGAGGCUGCCGCUGCUCUGGAAGAACAACUCGAGAAGGAGUCCGCUCGCAUUAAGGCCCUCGAAGACGAGAAGGGUGCUCUGCAAAAGGAGAAGGAUGAGCUCGAGGACAAAAAAGCAGGGCUCCAGGGCGGAAAGGAUGCGCUUGAAGCUCGCGUUGGUGAGCUCGACGCGGAGAUUGCCGAAUUGAAGGCCAAGGUUGAGGGUUUCGAAGAAGAAAAGGCGAACUUGCAGAACCUUAUCUCUGUCAUUGCCAAUGAGCGCGACGAAUUGAAGACGAAGACCACGGAACAGGACGACGAACUCACAACCCUACGCGAAAGCCAGACUUCAUCCCAGGCUGACCUGGAGAAGCUCCGAGAAGAGAAUAGCACGCUGCAAUCCGACAUCACCGCUGCACGUGAAGCUACGGCUGCCGCUGUCGCCGCUGCUGCUGCUGCCGAGGCUGCUGCUGCGGCGGCCGCGGCUACCCCCGAACCCGCGCCUGAACCUGAGCCAGAAGCACCCGCUGCACCCGACACUGCGGAGCUUGAAAAGCUCCAGACCGAAAACGGAGAUCUUCAAAAAGACAACGGCGAGCUCAAGGAGAAGAACGAGGAGCUCACCGGUCAAGUCGGCAAGCUAACCGGCGAGGUCGACCAGCUCACUGGCCAAGUUGAUCAGCUCACCGGUGACGUAACCAAGCUUACUAGUGAAGUGGGCACACUUACUGAGGAAGUCGGCAAGCUCACGGGCGAAGUGACGAAACUCACCGGCGAAGUUGAAGAAAAGUCCAAGCAGCUCGACGAAGCCACCGCCAAGCUCGAGGGAGAGACCGCCAGGGCCGAGCAACUGCAGACCGAAAAUGCGGGCCUCUCGGUUCAGUUGGCCGAUGUGACCCAGAAACUUGGAGAUUCUCAGACUGCCCACCAAGCGGACGUCGCGAACUUGCGCGUCCAGGUUAGUAAACUCCAGAGUCGGAGUAGUCGGGCCCCGUCGCGGAGCUCGAGGAGCGGAUCGCCCAAGAAGGGCAGGGGAAAGCUUGGGGAAUUGGUUGUUGUUCGGAAUCCCCAGGACCGAUCUCAAUUGCAAGUCAUGAGAAAAUCAGAUCUCAAGUCGAGUACAUCUUCACAGGCCUCUGAUAAUGACGAUUAA
This is a messenger RNA of Scedosporium apiospermum, 2979 nucleotides long. RefSeq lists its product as uncharacterized. The transcript is spliced from 2 exons. Lineage: Eukaryota; Fungi; Ascomycota; Sordariomycetes; Microascales; Microascaceae. The coding region runs from base 1 to 2979 and encodes 992 amino acids. The record is from RefSeq and is a predicted model, not a curated record.